Molecule: messenger RNA, 3516 nt
Organism: Macrosteles quadrilineatus (aster leafhopper)
Lineage: Eukaryota; Metazoa; Arthropoda; Insecta; Hemiptera; Cicadellidae
Gene: phr
Product: deoxyribodipyrimidine photo-lyase
Exons: 11
Coding region: 118-1632 (504 amino acids)
Biological process (GO): photoreactive repair
Molecular function (GO): deoxyribodipyrimidine photo-lyase activity
Source: RefSeq, a predicted model, not a curated record
CAAUACAAGAUUUUAUUUCCAUAACUACGCCUAGGCCUAGCAGUAAAUGUUUAGGUCUAUGCCAUAGGCUACCUUAUUUCUACAUAUCUUAAUCUUUUACCCAAAAGAAACUACAAUAUGGCAAGUGAAGAUGAACCUGCUUUAAAAAAAGUCAAGACAAGUGAAUCUAAAUCUGACAAGGUAGACCUAAUCUCCGAAUUUGAAAAAGAAAGAAAAAAUUCUGGUAAAUCAAUAUUGGAUUUCAAAUUCAACAAGAAACGAGUGAGGAUACUAUCACCUGCUAAAGAAGUACCAGAUUGGGCAGAAGGGAUUGUUUAUUGGAUGUUCCGAGAUGAAAGAGUUCAAGAUAACUGGGCCCUUCUAUUUGCUCAAAAACUUGCUAUGAAGAAUGAAGUACCUCUUCAUGUUUGCUUUUGUCGAAAGCUCAAUUUCCUUGAAGCUACAAUACGACACUACAAGUUUCUUCUAGAUGGUUUGAAAGAAGUGGAGACUGAAUGUAAAUCACUCAACAUUGAGUUUCACUUGUUGAUUGGCAACGGAGAGGAAAUACUGCCUGGUUUUAUGGAGAAGAAUAAAUUGGGCGCUCUUGUGUUGGACUUCAUGCCAUUGAGGAGUGUUAUGAGUUGGGCGGACCAGUUGAAGAAGUCUCUACCUAAAGACGUGCCUUUGUGUCAGGUGGACGCACACAACAUCGUCCCAUGUUGGACAGCCUCAGACAAGCUGGAGUACGGUGCUCGUACGAUACGAGGCAAAAUCACUCGACAGCUUCCGGAGUUUCUCACUGGUUUCCCAGCUGUUGCCAAACACCCUUACUCUGGAAAACUAAAGGCUGAAAAGAUAGACUGGGAGGCAGCAGAGGAGACAUUGCAGGUAGAUCGCACUGUAGGUCCUGUGUCUACGUUUACUCCUGGCUACAAGGCAGCCAUACGAACGCUUGAUGACUUCUGCAACAAACGGAUAAGGUUGUUUGGAUCCAAGAGAAACGACCCAACCAUCAACGCGCUCAGCAAUCUCUCUCCAUAUUUUCAUUUUGGACAAUUAUCAGUGCAAAGAGCAAUCCUCCAUGUGAAAAAGUUCAGUGCCAAGUACAAAGAGAGCGUUGACGCCUUUGUGGAGGAAGCAGUCAUCAGAAGGGAGUUGUCAGACAACUUUUGUUUUUAUAACAAAAACUACGACAACAUCAGUGGAGCCUAUGAUUGGGCAAAGAAAACAUUGAAUGAUCACAGGAAGGACAAGAGACAGUAUGUUUACAACAGAGCAGAGCUGGAAGAAAGCAAAACCCAUGACGACCUCUGGAAUGCUGCCCAGAUUCAGUUGGUGAAGGAAGGCAAGAUGCAUGGUUUUCUAAGGAUGUAUUGGGCCAAGAAAAUACUAGAGUGGACUGCGACUCCUGAGGACGCCUUGGCCAACGCUAUCUACUUCAACGACAGAUACAGCAUGGACGGCAGGGAUCCCAGUGGAUAUGUUGGUUGCAUGUGGUCGAUUUGCGGUAUACAUGAUCAAGGAUGGAGGGAGAGAGAUAUUUUCGGGAAGAUUCGCUACAUGAAUUAUGAGGGUUGCAAAAGGAAGUUUGACGUAGCCGCUUUUGUAGCGAGGUACGGAGGAAAAGUCCACAAGUAUGUGAAGAAAUAAACGAGCAAUCUCAAGUACAAACUUUGUGUUUCAGUAUUAUUGAUUUGUUAAACUUUCUUGUUAGAUUUAGAAAUGUUUUAUACAACGUUGUUUUUCCUUAGUGUAGCACUUUAUUGUUUCAUGCAUUUGAACAAAUAUUGAAGGUGAAAUUUGAAGAAGGAAAAUUGAACUCUAAGUAUGCAAAUGUAAAUUGUGUGUCCUAAAACAUGUGCAAAAAGUACACAAAAAAUAAACAAUUUUGUUACAACAUAGGAAUAUCAUCAGGACAGGAAGUAAUGGUUUAGUGCCUUCAUCACUUCAUUCUAUUUGAAGAUUUAUGAGUAGUUUAUUCAUUAUUAAAUAUAGAGCCAUUAUUAAAUAUGCUUCUAACAUUGAUCACAACUCACAAACUAUGCACUUGUUUUAAUGUAAAAUAUCCAAUAGUUGCUUUAAUAUUAAUAGCUUAACAAUUUGUUCAGUUUCCAAUAGAGUAAAAUCUAACAAAUUGUUUUUACUACAAAUAUUUUUUAGAAAAUACUUCAUGAUAGUUUACUACAAACUUAAGUCCUGUUUAAAUACUCGUUUGUUUUACACUUGAAAGUGUUCAUAAGCUGUCGACUUAGUUAUUGUCAAUCAUUACACUCAGGGAAUCGUGUUUGUAUAACAUGUAAAAUGUAUUUAAUAAUUUAUUUUUAUGUCACAAUAUAACUGCUCAUUAAGUAAAUAAGGUUGUAUUUUUUUACUUAGAUAUAACAUUUUUGCUACUGUUAGUUUACAUUAGAUCUCAUCAAGUUUUUUCAGUAUGGAUUAUAACUACGUGUAUAUUGUAAAAAUAUUCCUCACUGAUCUAAUAAAUGCAUAACCAUAGUUUACUUACAAUACAAUUUGAUACAAUUUUUCAGUUGCAUACAAGAAAAAUGUUAAAUUUGAAGUAGCUCAUUGUAUAACUACAAUGUGUUAUCCUUUCUUUAAUCCGUAAUAGUCAACACAAAGCUAAAAUAAAUUUGAUUUCCAAUACAACAAAAAUAUUGUAAAAGAAAUUAGGGACUGUGUAAAGUUUUUUUUUAAGUCUUUCCGUGGUAAUUCUGUUUAUCUUAUUUUAUUUUAUCUUAUGUGUAUUUUUGACUAUUUCAAACUCGUUCUAUCAGCAACUUGGGACAUUAGUUUAAGUUAUUUCUAGACAUAGUGUCUCAAAUUCAUUAUAACUGGUAGCAAACACGGUUUUAUUGUGAGUUGAUAAAAAACACAUACACUUUGCUUUGUUUGUACACAUGCACAAAUUAAAGUUAGUCAAUCAAAAUAGUUUGUAUAACAUUAUUAUUAUGAGGAUAGUUGGCUAAGAUAUUUGUAUUAUAUUAUAAACACGAAUGUGUCAAAAUGUGUACUGCCUUUGAUUGUUUAAAUUUUGGACUUAUUUUUUUAUAGUCUAAUUUGUAGGUACUUAUAUAUUGUAAUAUUUAGCAAUACUCAUUUAAAAUCAAACAAAACCUAGUUAAGUCUGAAUAACAGUUUAAUUUUUCCCCCCUUUGGAUCUUUACUCAAUAUGAUUUGGAUCUGUUUUGCUGUUGUGUGUAGUUUCAUGUGUUUUUAAUUAAUGUCAUUUCUCCUUUAUGUAUACAUGUUUAUUAAAUUUGAUAUGUUAGCCUUCAUUACAGUAAUGUUAAAUAUAAAUCUUGAAUGCAACCUUACAAAAAUUUACAUUUUCUGUAUCUUAAAAGUGUGUUAACAUUAUAAUAAUAGUGACACAAAAAUGUAGUUUGUGCAAACAUACAGUAGGUAAACCAUAGAAUGCUGUGCAUUGUUGAAUCCACAUGAUGUGAAGGUAGCAGAAAAAACAUCACAAAAUCUAUUUGUAUUUCAAGUGCAUUUGUAUUUUUAUAUAAUAAACGUUGUUUUUUAUAGUUA